Capsicum annuum is the source of this 816-nucleotide messenger RNA. RefSeq lists its product as uncharacterized. The transcript is spliced from 3 exons. NCBI's taxonomy places the organism in Eukaryota, Viridiplantae, Streptophyta, Magnoliopsida, Solanales, Solanaceae. The record is from RefSeq and is a predicted model, not a curated record. Bases 1 to 816 code for a protein of 271 amino acids.
AUGGAAAAUUUUAACACCAUAUUGACUGAUAAAGAUAGACAGAAUGGUAGCACAGUGCACGCCGAGGAGGGAAUGGGGAAUUCACCUCUCAGCAUCAAAUUAGCAAAUGACACACCUAGGGGGGCUAGACCUUUUCGAUUUCUCAAUUAUCUAGCACAACAUAGAAGUACCAUUGAGGGUGCUUGGAUAAUGAAUACCAGUGGAACAACUAUAAGGCAACUGUGGUUUCGGCUAAAGCAUAUCAAGGAGGGAUUGAAAGCACUGAAUUGUCAAGAGUUUAAACAAGUGUUUGAAAAGAUUACAAAGUGUAAAGAGCAGUUGGCCAAUAUACAAGUACAAAAAAGAGAUCUUCAUCAAUACAAGACUCUCUUCCAACAAGAAAAAGAACUUAAAUCCAACCUUGAGACAUGGACUAACAUAAAAGAGAGCAUACUAAAACAGAAGUCUAGGGUUCAGUGGCUUAUACUUGGUGAUUCUAAUAGUGCUUAUUUUUUUGCAAGUAUAAGGAGAAGGAUUAGUCAGAAUACCAUAAUCAGCUUAGUUAAUGAGCAAGGUGCUGCUAUUCAGUUCUCAGAUGGUAUUGUUCAGGAGGUCACUCACUUUUAUAAGGAAUUGUUGGGUACAACUGUUAUACAGAUGCCUGCAUUGAUAGCACCAGUUACUCGAAAUGAGGUGAUCAUGGCUCUUAAGGGUAUUGAUGACGCAAAAGCACCAGGAUGUGAUGGAUAUAAUGUUAUGUUCUUCAAGGAAGCUUGGCCAGUGAUUGGUGAGGAUGUAAUUACAGCUGUUCUUGAAUUUUUAAGACUGGAAAAAUGA